AUGCCGUCUACAUCCAAGUUUUCUCACCUACCUCUGAGCACUCGCGGUCCUAUCGAGUGCGCCGUGAGUGGAACCGUACUGCUGAACACGCCCUACUUCAAUCGCGGCUCUGCACACACUGCUGAGGAAAGAGAAGAGUUCAAUCUCACCGGCUUGCUACCUCACAGUGUUCAGACCCUCGAGCAGCAGGUGGAAAGAGCUUACCAGCAAUACUCGACGCGCCCCGACGACCUCGCCAAGAACACAUUCCUGACUUCGCUGAAGGAGCAGAAUGCCGUGCUAUACUUUAGACUUCUACAAGACCACUUGUCAGAAAUGUUCAGUGUGGUCUACACGCCGACAGAAGGCGAUGCUAUACAGAACUUCUCUCGCCUCUUCCGGAGACCCGAGGGAUGUUUCCUGAAUAUCGACAACAUAGAUAGAGUCUCUCAUGACCUGGCACAGUGGGGAAGGCCCGAUGACAUUGAUUAUAUCGUCGUGUCAGAUGGCGAAGAAAUCCUCGGCAUAGGGGAUCAGGGUGCGGGCGGUAUCCUGAUCUCAGUAGCAAAACUCGCGCUAACAACUCUAUGCGCCGGGAUCCAUCCCAACCGAACGCUUCCCGUAGUCCUAGACUGCGGCACAGACAACGAGAAGCUCCUCGGCGACGACCUCUACCUCGGACUCCGCAAGAAACGCGUCCGCGGCGAGAAAUACGACAAAUUCGUCGACGAGUUCGUGCAAUCGGCUCGGAAACUGUUCCCCAGGGCCUAUAUCCACUUUGAAGAUUUCGGGCUCAAGAACGCCCGUCGGAUUUUAGAUCACUAUCGCCCUGAGAUCCCGUGUUUCAACGACGACGUCCAGGGGACUGGGUGCGUCACGCUCGCGGCCAUCAUGGCUGGUCUGCACGUCAGCAAGCAGAAGCUCGAGGACGUGAAACUCGUAGUCUUCGGCGCGGGGACAGCGGGUGUCGGGAUCGCGGACCAAGUGCGCGACGCCAUCGCUGCCGAGAAGGGGAUCAGCAAGGACGAGGCUGCGAAGCAGAUCUGGCUAAUCGACAAACCCGGCCUCCUAACAACAACCUCUUCCCUCGACGCCGGCCAAAAGCCGUUCGCAAAAGACAUAUCCUCCUGGUCCUCCUCCCCCUCUUCUUCCCCUUCUCUCCUAGAGGUAAUCAAAGAAGUCCACCCGAACGUCCUAAUAGGCACAUCCACAGUCCCAGGGUCCUUCACAGAAGCCAUCGUAAAAGAACUAUCCAAGCACACCCCUCACCCAUUAAUCCUCCCCUUGUCCAACCCCACGCGUCUCCACGAGGCCGUGCCAAAGGACAUCCUAACCUGGACCUCCGGGCGCGCCCUGGUCGCAACAGGCAGUCCCUUCGCGCCCGUCACAGGACCCUGGGGCCCGCAGAACGCCUCCGAUAUCACCAUCGAAAUAGCAGAGUGCAAUAACAGCGUCGUCUUCCCCGGCAUAGGCCUAGGCUGCGUGCUUUCUCGCGCGCGUCUCCUCACGGACAAAAUGCUCGUCGCCGCCGUCCGCGGCGUAGCGGAUUUAUCCCCCGCCUUACGAGAUCCCACGGCGCCGUUACUCCCUGGCGUCGAGGCCGUGCGGGACGUCUCUGUGCGCGUCGCGAGAGAGGUCAUUCGGUGCGCGGUGCGGGAGGGCGUGGCCACGGUGCGGGAUAUACCCGCUGAAGAUGCGGACCUGGAGGACUGGAUCGCCGAGCAGAUGUGGGAGCCUGUGUAUCGGCCCUUGAAGCGCGUCGAGCUGGACGGCGCGAGUAGACUUGCGAAGGCGGAGUUGAAAGUCGUUGGGAGCUUGGAGGAUGUGGGGAGUAAGCUGGAGAGGCUAAAGGGAUAG
This is a messenger RNA of Xylaria bambusicola, 1836 nucleotides long. Its product is annotated as malic enzyme. Gene Ontology annotation, molecular function: NAD binding; malate dehydrogenase (decarboxylating) (NAD+) activity. The transcript has 6 exons. Gene Ontology annotation, biological process: pyruvate metabolic process; malate metabolic process. The coding region runs from base 1 to 1836 and encodes 611 amino acids. The record is from RefSeq and is a predicted model, not a curated record. Gene Ontology annotation, cellular component: mitochondrion. Lineage: Eukaryota; Fungi; Ascomycota; Sordariomycetes; Xylariales; Xylariaceae.